Molecule: messenger RNA, 3803 nt
Organism: Theileria parva strain Muguga
Lineage: Eukaryota; Apicomplexa; Aconoidasida; Piroplasmida; Theileriidae
Gene: pqqL
Product: Peptidase M16 inactive domain protein
Exons: 15
Coding region: 94-3753 (1219 amino acids)
Molecular function (GO): metal ion binding
Source: RefSeq, a predicted model, not a curated record
UUUCAUGUUAUAAUUUUAUUUAAAUGUCAAAUCACUUUAAUUUAUGUACAUUAUUUGUAAAAACAGCCUAAUAGGUCUUUAUUUGUAUUUAAAAUGCCAGUUUUAUUUACAUUUUUUAAUAAUCGCAGUAUAAUCCUACAAUGUUUGUCAUUUUUGUUCAUUAUAAUAAACAUAUCGCAAGCUCUUAGCAUUAAUUUAAAUAAGAAUUAUCAAUUUUUACAUGAGUUAAAUCCUAGAAUACAUUUGUUCUCAUUUAUUAGGCCUCCAUCGCAAUCGUCAAACUCUGGAACUUUGAAUAAACAAGUUUUUUCUUAUAAGAAGCUUUUUGGACGUGAAGAACUACUGACUGAGAAUGAUGUGUACAGAGGUUCACUGGAAAAUGGACUAAAAUACUCAUUUUACAAAAAAGAUACACCUACUUUGGAAGCUUAUUUACAAGUAUGCUCGGGAAGCGCAGAUGAAAAGGAUAAUCAAAGAGGAAUAGCCCAUUUAUGUGAACACGUGACAUAUAUGGGUAGCAAGAAAAGAACUAGACUUUGUAAUUAUUCAGUUAAAACAAACGCCUUCACUGACUACAAUCAGACAGUUUUCUUUGUUAAAACUGAUAGCGAGUUGGGUUGUAACACAAAAAAGGAAAAAUUACACAAGGUUCUUGACACACUGUUGGAUGUUGUAGAGGCUCCUUCACAAUUUAGUCAAUAUGAGUUGGAUAAGGAAAGAAAGGCAGUUUUAUCAGAAGCAAAAAUAAUCACAACGGCAGAGUACUACAAAAAUUGUAACACAGUAAAGACAAUUCAUAAAGAAAACAUAUUGCCCGUGAGAUUUCCAAUUGGAGACCUGGAUAUGAUUAUGAAUUAUAAAGUUGAAGAUCUGAAAGCAUACCAUUCUCAACACUAUAUACCAGAUAAUAUACAAUUGUUUAUACAAGGAAACCUGGAUGAGACAGAUGUUUCGGAAACGAUAAAUGAUGUGUUUUCAAAAUUGGAAAACCCACCUAAUCUUAAAGAAAUAAGGCUACUUUAUAAGAAUACGGAAAAGGCAAGGAGGAAAGGAAUGCCACCAGUAACGCACAUAUAUAACCAGAAGGAACCCGUGUUUGAUGUUUGGUUGUGUGAUAAGCUUCCGUGCUUUUCAUUUGAAAUAUUAAAGAAGUUGCCAAUCCCACCAAUAAGAACAUUCUCAGACUACUACAACUUCAUACUAAGCAAAUUAGUAUAUAAGAUUCUGAGUAUCAAUUUCAUGAUAUUUAAGAGGGACACCCAACUUUACAAUAACGUUGAGGCAAACGACUAUGACUGUGUGAAUGAAGGAUGUAGACUACGGUCGCUGGAUAUAAAGUGUGAUACUGGUGACUGGAAGAAUUCAGUAUUUUACGUCAUUUCUGAAAUUGGGCGUUUUCUAGGGGAGUGUGUGAGUAACAAGUUUUUGGAUUACGCAAAGGAUGCACUGCUGUAUGAUUUCGAGACUAAGAAUUACAAAGAAAACAAUACAGCAGACUUUAUAGAGAAUCAUAUAUGUGAUAGAGCAAACCUAGAUAAGAAUCAAACAAUAAAGUUAAUUAAGAGAAGCUACGACGAUAUUGACCCUAAUAAUGUUUUACAAAGAUUAAAUGAUAUGUUCAGCUGGUAUAAAGGUGAUUUGAGGGGUUUAAAAGUUCUUGCUACAACCCCAGUACAAAAUGUUACAUUGGAAGAACUGAGGGAACUUUUCAAUCAUGCGAUUACUACAAAAAUUAAAUUUAGUAGUUUGCAAGUAAACCUACCCGACUCCCUAUUGGACAAGAAACACGUUGAAGAAAUAAAAGCAAGGUCUAGCGAUAACAUAUUCCCACAACUGGAUAAAAACUUUCAUAAGGAGUCAUUCGAUUAUGAAGGAUACCUUUCAAACUUGAGUGAACCGAACAAGAACUUGUUUAAACGAUAUUACAUGGACUUUAAGGAAUAUUUGAACUUGUCGAAACAUGUUGAGCUGUGUGUUCCAACCCCAAGAAGAGAGUGCCCAGAGAUUGAGUCUAUUUUGGCUAAACAAUUUGACUGUGACUUGAAUCAACAAGAAAAUUCACAUAUAAUUUACAAUUUAUUACAAGCACAGAAACCAUUAGUAAGAACACAACCCUGUGAACUUUAUAAAAAAACACUUGAAAAUGAAAAAACUACCGAUAUAAAUACGAGUGAUCUGAAUAGAAAUCAAACUGAAUUAUCAAAAUCUGAUCCUAAUAACAAAAAAACUGAAUCAUUAUCUGAUUUAUACGACAUGUACACUUUGAACAAUAAUGUUAGAGUUAACACCAGACGUACAGACGAUAAUUCGGUGUACCUAUCAGCAAAUAUACCAAUAUAUGAAUAUAUAUUAAAUAACAGGAUACCAGAACUGGGAAAUAAUUCGGACAGGGAAUCAAUAAUUAAAACGAAUAAGCUGAUGCUCCUUUUAAUAUCAACUAGCCUGAUGGAAAGCGGUUCAAUGGGUUCGUUGGAUAGAAAGCAGGUGGAAUUAUUUUGUGAACUCAACUCAAUUAAUGUUAACAUCUCACUCAACUAUGACUAUCUUAACAUCUCAAUAAAUGUACCGUUCACGAGUAAUAAUGGAGAAAAUAAUGUUAAACCGUUGGAAUAUUCACUGCAGAUUUUAAAUAACAUACUAGAGAAUUAUCGCAUAACGCAAGACGAAUUUGACAGAGCUAAGCAGAAAAUCACGUCAGAUCAUAAGAAAUACAUCAAAGAUAUUAAGAAUUAUGGGAUUGGUGAGCUCUUGCAUAACAUGAGUGGAGGCAUUCUUGGAUUUGAAGGACUGGAAAUUGAUAAAUUAGACGAAAUUAAAUAUGAAACUGUAGUAAAGGAGACUAAAAAAUUGGUUAAUAGCACCGCUAAGGAAGUCAAUGUAGUGAGCAACUUUGACCUGAAGAAGCUGAGGAAAUACGUUACUCAGUAUUUGAGUAGCUCAUUAAUAGUAUCGAAGAAUACAAUCACAGAUGAGGCAAAAAGUGAAUUGAACCAAUUGGAAUUUAGUAAAACAUCGUCUACUUCUCAUUUUUUAGACAAUUUUGAGUCUCAGCUAUACUACAGAAAGAACAUGGUUAAGUUCUUUGAUGAUGUCACAGACAAAGCAAUUGUGCUGGUGGGAGGACACGCCCCAAAUGCCAGCGGAUUUAUAACUGAUGGGACACACAUUUCAAAACUGUUGGAAAACACAUUCAGAGAUUCCUCUGAAACAAAAGAAGAUAUAGAUAAACUGGCAAUAAUGAGGAGAGAGUUGUGGAUGCACCCAGCGUUCCCAAAAGCGGCUUCUGAUUUGUUUUCAGAGGCCCUAAACUCCGAUUUAUUCAUGAAAUUGAGGACUAUGAAGAAUUUGACAUAUGACACGAGGUUAGAAGUCGUGACAAACGACAUUAGUGAUAGCUUUUUUGUGAUUUCAGCGUUCAGCAAUAAAAGAAACUAUCCAGUGAUUUUGUCAGAAAUAAUUAAUUACCUGAAGAGACUGUCAAACCAGGAAUUAGACUUCGGUAAAACUUAUUUGGACAACUGUAAGAAAUUAAUAAAGGCCAAAAUUAAGGAGAAGAAGCAAGGGUACUAUGCAGGCAAUAUGUCUGGAAUACAAUUGGAACAGGCCUUAACAAAGAAUAUACUUUCAAUAACUGAAUAUGAGAAGGUGCUGGACGAAAUAACUCCUGAAGAUUUCACACUUCUAAUGACCUCACAAGGGUUCGGAAUUGAUCCACAUAACAUGUACACCAGAGUAUUAUAUUCUGGUGAUUAAUAACGUGCUAACCUUCUUUUUACAUUUCUAAACCAUAAAGUAGUGCUCAA